This is a messenger RNA of Mus pahari (shrew mouse), 2360 nucleotides long. RefSeq names its product septin 10 (gene Septin10). The record is from RefSeq and is a predicted model, not a curated record. Gene Ontology annotation, cellular component: microtubule cytoskeleton; septin complex; cell division site. Lineage: Eukaryota; Metazoa; Chordata; Mammalia; Rodentia; Muridae. The coding region runs from base 123 to 1406 and encodes 427 amino acids. Gene Ontology annotation, biological process: cytoskeleton-dependent cytokinesis. The transcript has 10 exons. Gene Ontology annotation, molecular function: GTP binding; molecular adaptor activity; GTPase activity.
GGGGCGCCGGGCACGCCCCGUGCCCCGCCAGUUAACGCCCAGCGGGGCUCUCUCCGAAGCGGCCGGGGACCUGGGUUUGCGUCCGGCCUGAGACCUCCGUUUCCCUACGUCCCACCAGGGCUAUGGCCUCAUGCGACGAGGUACAGCAGCUGAAAAAAGAGCAUCCCCGCUCCUUGUCUAUGUGUGGCCAUGUUGGGUUUGAAAGUUUACCUGAUCAGCUGGUCGAUAGAUCCAUUGAGCAAGGCUUCUGUUUUAAUAUUCUCUGUGUAGGGGAGACUGGAAUUGGAAAGUCAACACUGAUUAACACAUUGUUUAAUACUAAUUUUGAAGAACUCGAAUCCUCACAUUUUUGUCCAUGUGUUAGACUUAGAGCUCAGACAUAUGAACUCCAGGAAAGCAAUGUUCGCUUGAAACUGACCAUUGUAAAUACAGUGGGCUUUGGUGACCAGAUCAAUAAAGAAGACAGCUAUCAACCAAUAGUUGAUUACAUAGAUGAUCAAUUUGAGGCCUAUCUCCAGGAAGAACUGAAGAUCAAGCGUGCUCUUUUUAACUACCAUGACUCUCGUAUCCAUGUGUGCCUCUACUUCAUUGCUCCGACAGGCCAUUCUCUAAGGACACUUGACCUCUUAACCAUGAAGAGCCUGGACAACAAGGUGAACAUUAUACCACUUAUUGCCAAGGCAGAUACAAUUUCUAAGAGUGAAUUACAGAAGUUUAAGAUGAAGCUCAUGAAUGAACUGGUCAUCAAUGGUGUUCAGAUAUAUCAGUUUCCAACAGAUGACGACACGACCUCCAAGAUCAAUGGCGCAAUGAACGGCCAUUUGCCAUUUGCUGUUGUUGGAAGUAUGGAUGAGAUAAAAGUUGGAAAUAAGAUGGUGAAGGGUCGUCAGUAUCCUUGGGGUAUCGUACAAGUGGAAAAUGAAAAUCACUGUGACUUUGUAAAGCUGCGGGAAAUGCUUAUUUGCACAAACAUGGAGGAUCUGCGGGAGCAGACGCAUAUGAGGCACUAUGAGCUGUACAGGCGCUGCAAACUGCAGGAGAUGGGCUUUUCAGAUAUGGGCCCAGAGAACAAGCCCCUCAGUCUUCAAGAGACUUAUGAAGCUAAAAGACAUGAAUUCCAUGGUGAACGUCAGAGGAAGGAAGAACAGAUGAAGCAGAUGUUUGUGCAGCGAGUCAAGGAGAAAGAAGCCAUAUUGAAAGAAGCUGAAAGAGAGCUUCAGGCCAAAUUUGAGCACCUCAAAAGAAUUCAUCAGGAAGAGAGAAUGAAACUUGAAGAAAAGAGAAGAAUGUUGGAGGAAGAAUCAGUUGCGUUUGCUAAGAAGAAAGCUACCUGUGAGCUGUUCCCGAACCAGUCAUUUUUGGCGUCAGGGAGCAACAUUAGGAAGGACAAAGACCGAAAGAACUGAGCAACAUCUCUUCUCCAGCCCAAGCACAAAGAUCUUUAAGAGCUCAGGACUCAUCCUCAAGACAGUGUGGCUUGAUAAUUGUUUUUCUUUUUCAAACUCCCAUAGCUAAAUGUCCCGUAUGUACUGUCUGUUUGCUCUUUGUAUAAAAGCUUUGUGAAAGUAAUGCUUUUGAUAAUUUUCGUUUCCAAUUUUUUAUUGUUCCAUUCAAAAGAUUUUUUUCUUUCCAGCUCCAAUUUUAUGUAACACAAGAGUUCCAGAGCACAGAUGGCCAUCACAGUCAAAAGCUGUUUGUAUGCAUUGAGCUUUUGCUCUUUUUGCCUUAUCAAUAACUCAGUCAUUACCUAGCGAAGGGCUAAAGCUAUUCACAUUUAUAGAAAAAUAUUUUCACGUAUAAGGCUGAUCCGUCAGCCAAGGUGCAUAUCUCUCACACAUAUACUGUCAUUAGGAAUCUGCAAGUUCCUAUCUCGGUCUACUCUCCUGCUGCCGGAUGUUAUCUUACUGACUGUUACUCUAAGUAGCAAAGGUUUAUCACUAUUGAGACACUACAGAGCUCCUUCAUAUUAUGACUAUCUGAUUGCCAUUUUGUUCUAACAUGAACCUUUUUUUUUUCUGUAUACUAAACAGAAAACACUGGAGGCAUGUACUUUGGAAUGCAUUACAGAGUUAAAGCUAACUUUAAGCUAUGUAACCUUUUAUGAAUCAGUGUGCCUUAUUGUGUAUAGCAAAAUAUGCUUAGAAAUUAAAACAUACAUUUGAAGCUUGGUUUUGAUAUUAUUUUCUUACAAUAGCAUAUGUAUUUUUUUAAAAUUGCCGUUCAGGGACUAAGAAAGUUGAAAAAAUAAAGUUGAAAAUUUUAUUAGAACAUCUGAAUCUUAAAUAUGUUUAAAACUUGAUAAUUUGUAUUUCAGGAAGUAUUUGCAUUCAGUGCCUUAAUAGACCUAGAGCAUUUUAAUG